This is a messenger RNA of Pestalotiopsis fici W106-1, 501 nucleotides long. RefSeq lists its product as uncharacterized. The record is from RefSeq and is a predicted model, not a curated record. The coding region runs from base 1 to 501 and encodes 166 amino acids. NCBI's taxonomy places the organism in Eukaryota, Fungi, Ascomycota, Sordariomycetes, Amphisphaeriales, Sporocadaceae. The transcript has a single exon.
AUGGUCAAUAUGCUUCGAUACACUCUUGUCCUAGCACCUCUUCUGGUGACAGCACUUCCUCAAAUCGCACCCCGCGACGAUGUCCCCAGCUAUUGCGUUCCUCCCUUCAAGACUGACGCCGACCAAAACUACGUCUACGUCGAUAAUACCGGCAUGUGCGAGGAAACCGGCGACUGCAAGAACGCCUGUGUUACCUUUAUCCGAAGCACUGCGUGCUCAGGCACUGGAUACGACGAUCAGCAGAUCACAAAGAUCCAGAAGGGAAUCUAUGAACAGAUUGCCAAGGAUGGGUUCACCGAGUCUACUAUUGUAGACAACUGGACCUUUACCUUUGUCGGUGGCACCACCGCCUUCCCUAACCAGGCCGUUCGCGCCGAGUUCAAUGCCGGAACCACUGUCUUCAAGAACGAUGGCAACACCUUCUUGCCCAGCAACAUUUACUUCACUUCUGUCGAUGACGCUGGAAAACAUUACAUCAUCCAGGGCACCAACGUUUGUUAA